Erinaceus europaeus (western European hedgehog) is the source of this 1512-nucleotide messenger RNA. It is a transcript of the gene RIBC1, whose product is annotated as RIB43A domain with coiled-coils 1. The record is from RefSeq and is a predicted model, not a curated record. The coding region runs from base 225 to 1364 and encodes 379 amino acids. Lineage: Eukaryota; Metazoa; Chordata; Mammalia; Eulipotyphla; Erinaceidae. The transcript has 7 exons.
GUUGUUAGGUUGCCAGGGUGCGGAGUAAGGAAGGAGGUUUGGGCCCGGCUCCUUCUUGUUGCCUAGCAACGUAAACCUCCCCAUUCGAAGCCCUAUGAGUCUUCGAGUUGGUGGUGCGCCUAGGACACAGCGACUUUGCGGAUCGGAAGAAGCGAGUGUCCGGAGCCCACACUUCUGAGACGUGUCAGAAGGCGCAGUAGGGUUAUGCCCUACAGUGCAAAAAGAUGUACAAGACAGAUCUAUCAGUAGAUCCCAAGGAAGUUGCAGCCAUCCAAGCUAGAAGAAAUCGAGAAAAGGACCGACAGGCCCGAUUCUUCAAUGUUCGGACCCGAGUUAUGGGGGUGGAUGUUGAAGCCUUGAAUAAGCAAGUGGAAGAGCGAAAGCUUCGGGAGGCAACAGAGCGGAACAAGGAGGCAGCUCAUGGUACCACCCAGGUGCAUUAUGAUCUGGUAGCCCAGAUGCUAGAAAAGGAACAGGCAGAACGGACACGCCGUCUGGCUAAGAAAGUCCAAGAAUAUCGAGAGCAGAAACAGCAGCUCAAAAACAGGCGUGAGUUUGACAUUUGGGACCCUAAUCAGUUGCAGAAAGAAUAUCCAGCCCGUCUAGGUGACAACGAUCUCCGCUGUGGUCCUGCCAGUCUUCAGUGCUUCGCUGGAGAAGACCUGGAUAGGACCACAUUCCUGAAAAUGCAACAGGAGCAGUUUCGGUACAACCUGGACAGGCAGGUGCAGGAACAACAGCAAGCCAGAAAUGAUGAGAAGUCUGCAGAUCUUCUCAAUGACAAGCUGCGCCUAGCCAUGGAGAUGCGAGCUACCCAGCUAGCCAAGCUGGAAGAGUCCUGCCGUGUGGCUAUGAUGGUUGCUAUGGCCAAUGCCAACAAAGCCAAGGCAGCUGAGACAACUGCGAGGCAGCAGCACAAGCAUAAGCGUGAGCAGGAGGCCAACACCAAGGAGAUCCAGAAGCAGGUCACGAGUGACCUACUGACUGAGAACCCCAAGGUUGCUCAACACCCUAUAGAUCCUCACCGAGUCUUGCCCUAUUGCUGGAAGGGCAUGACUCCAGAGCAGAGAGCUGCCAUCAGAAAAACCCAGGAGGUACAACGCCAUGAAAAGGAGAUACAACGCCAGUCUGAAAAAGCACUGAAUACAGAGUGGGAAAACCAGGCCAUGUGCUUGACGAAGGCAGCGAUGGAGCUAGAAGAGCAGGAAAAGGAACUAUGUGCUGAAUUUCAGAGGGGCCUGGGCUCCUUCAACCAGCAGCUGGCUCAUGAACAAAAAGCUCAUCAGAAUUAUCUGAAUUCAAUCAUCUAUACCAAUCAGCCUACGGCCCAGUAUUUCUUACAGUUUAACACCAGCAGCCGCUAGGCCAGGAUGGUCAUCUCUCCUUUCACCCCAUCAAACUCACAGAGGAAUUAAGAGAAGCAAACACUGAAUUCCCAUUCCGUUGUAGGAGAGAGCUAAGCUGGUAUCCCUAUCUUUCACCCUAGGUAAUAAAGCUAUUCACUAAAAUCAA